AUGCACCCGCAGGUGGAGAUUUUGAAGGCGGAGAUUUUGGCAUCGCUUGAUGUAUUUCCUAUGACACAGGCAACCAGAAGGGCAUUUUGGGAAUGGUAUCCUCGUGCAGUUUCCAAGAAGCAGUGUCCUCCUCUGCCAGAUCCACCACAGUCUGGGGAUCAUGUCCUCGACAAAUUGCAAGUGCUUGAACUUGCUGACUCUGAGGAGUCUGUCUAUUUGUCCGAAAGGAAACGAUCCUUGCAAAUUUCGGUCAAAGGCUGUGAAAAGUUGGCAAAGGGGCUGCUCGCCUGCAAGGUCCUUCUCGUGCAGGAAUAUGUCACGUGCCCUUCAAUGGAACGUCCGGAUGCAGUGGUUCGUGCUCUGGCGCACGCGCAGAAGUCUCGAAGCCAUUUGAAGCUGAUCGAGGAGGAGAUUGAGCCAGUGCGAUCGGUGUUGGAAAAGCUCACGCAAACAGAGCUUCCUGAAGCAACAGAGGUCGCCUCCAAGCUGCCUGUGUUCCGUUCUUGGGGUGGUGGCGUUGGCUUUCCAGACAAGUCGCUGAUGCCUCCCCUGACAAGUGCCUUGCGCAUUGCCCUUCAAGAGGUAAAGUUGGACGCAUUGGAUGAGGAGGAUCACGCAAGCAUCACCUCCUUGCUUCACAGAAUGAACACUCCACAGUUGAACCCUGUGGAAGUUGCAAAGCAGGCCCUCCAGCAAAGCAAGAAGCCGGUCUUGCUAGCAGAGCUUCUCCGUGCCAAUCUUUCGGAGGCCUUUCAUGAUGUCGAAAUCUUUCUGAGUGCGAGUGGCAAGCUGCUAAAGCCAACCUCUUGCUUGCUAUGGGACGCUGAGCAAGACUUUCCGUUGAUCCCGCAGCGCCUGGACGCAGAAGUCUUUCAAACACAUUUUGAGGGUUUGAAGCAGCAGCUGAAGAUGCUGGGAUGCCGAACGGAGCUGGAUCAGAGAGAUGAUGUGAAGAGGUGCUGGCCCGACCAGUUCAGCUCCUACGAGCUUGAAGGUUGCCAGCUUGCCAAUGGAAGCUACCGCGGAACAUUGAUCCGAGCGCCCUUGCGAGAGAGGCCGAGUGACAUCAGUGGUCGGCACUUUGGAGAUGCAGACAUCAAGGAGUUGUUGAAGCUGAUUGAAGGUGAGGGACACCUGUGGCUGCUUUUCCUUCGACAGAUUUCGGAGUUGGAAGUCAUCGAUGUUCAGCGCAACAAAGUGCUGCUGCACCACAGAAGGGCGGACAAACCAGAACAUGUCUCCAUUUUGAGCAAGAACCACUCAGAUGAGAAGGAGCGUAGCUACUGCUAUGAUGUUUGUCACAAUGGAGAUGUUUCCGUAGCUUUGCCACAAAGAAUGGAUGGCUGCCCACAGGUUGGCCGCAUUUUCAGCCGGCUUCCUUUGUCUGAUGUCCUUUCAGGAAUGCCUGCGCAUUUGUCAGCGCUGUUUUGGACAAGCACAGACCGAAGAACGUUGGUUUUGGAUGCGGCCAAAGACCAAGGUCACUGGGCGAGCGAGAACCGAAGCCUGCUUCAGAUGGCCUGCGAGUGCUUGAUUUCAUUGUUGGCAAAGAAGUCAGGGGUUCAAAGGUCAACUUUGUUGCACUUUUUCCCGACUGCAGAUCAACCUGGUUUGGCUGCCAAGCUCCUGCAUGAGCUUUUCUUUCGAGGAGUUGCCCAAAGAUGUAGGUCUUUGGAGUCUGAACAGGUGCUCUAUACAGUGGCUGGUAAACCUGCCACCAAACUGCCCAUUUUGCUUAGUCUCCACAAAGAAGUUCCCGAGGCUUUGCAGAAGCUAGAGGCUCCGGUUGUUGUGGUGAACGAAGUGGCGUUGCAGGGAUUGCUCCAGGCGGAUGGGUCUGCGCUUUUAGAGUUGACCCCGCAAUCCCUCCGGGCGUGGCUCAGAAAAAUGGACCCCACGCUUCACCAGUUUUGUGAUCCUGAGAUCCUCCUGUACGCCAUCGGUGAUGGAGCUCGCAAGUCCCAGCAGGGCCUGUACGGGGAGGACUUGGAUGGAUGCCCCCCUGGCAUUGACGGCAGAUGGCAGUGUGCAUUGCUUCUCAGCUGCUACGACUUGGCUGUGGCAGAGCUGGGUGUCCAUGCUUCAGGUGAAGCUUGGGCGGGUGCAUUUUGGCGAUGGUACCGAAGGAGAUGUUUGCAUAGGCCGGAGAUGAAGCUGGACCCAGCUCCACAUCUCCUGGACCAGUUGCAGGUGCUUUGGCACCAAGAAGCAGAUGGAUCCAUCCGACUGCAUCCACUCCAUCAGCGCCACCGAGCUUUGAGCUGCAGGGAUCUGAGGGCGCCAAUCGUCAAGUGCCUAAGAGCUUGCCACGUUUUGAUCGUCCUUGAUUGCGAUUGUCCCCCUGUUCAUGAUCCCAAUGCUUUGGCCCAUGCCCUCUGCUGGGCACGGAAGCAUCAUGGUCCGGCAGACUUUCGGAUGAGCUGCGAGGACCAAGGCUGGCGUGACCUGCUCGAGGCUUUGAUCCGAUCGCAGGUGCCAGAAGCAUCGGAGAUCGCCAAGGCCUUGCCGCUCUUCCGCAACUGGCAGAAGCAGUUGGUAACUCCAAGCCUUCAGCUGUUUCCCUUGAGUGUGUCAGAUCGGUUUCGCAAGGCGGUGUCCACUCUGUCAUUUGACCUGUUGUCCGAGAAUGACGGCCACAUCGUCCAGUUUCUUCGGAAACUGGAGGUGGUGGAGAUGGAGCCAGAAGAAGUGGCUAGGCAGGCCCUGGCUCAGAACAAAAGGGUUGAGUUCAUAGCAGAGGUCUUGUGUGCCAACUUGGAAAGCGUUCUGGCCAACAUGCCAAUCUUUCCUGUUGCCCAGCACGAGGAGCUUCUGCCAAUUGAUCAAUGCCUGCUGUGGGAUGCUGAAAAGGACUUCAAAUGCUUGACCAGGCGGCUGCGUGAAGAUGCUCGGGUCUUUGAACAGCAUUCUCACAAGCUUCUGGCCCUUGGAUGCCGGCAGCAACUGGACCUCAUGGAUGCGAUAGAAAUCGCAAAGUCUGCAGCCCACUCGAAAGAUUCGUCGUUGUCCCAGAACUUGCUCCAGAGGCCCAUCGCCUGUGGACCAGCUGAGACCUUGAAGCUACUUGGAGUAAAGAUGGAACAUGAUGUGGAUGAUCCCAUACUUCUGGAACAGCUCAAGGCUUUGACGUUGGUAGCGAAACAUCGACGUGUACAGGCGCUUGAGUGUCAAGCAGUUUACUUUCGCUUGCAUCAGGCUCCAGACUUUGAGUCGUGGAUUUGGACAGAACAUGGCUUUGCUCCACUGGAUGAUGUGUCGAAGGACCCUCAAGCAACUUCACUUUCGCCUUACAUGCAUACAUUGAUGCAUGACUGGUUGGAAUAUCCCAUCUUCUACGAGAUGAGGGAGAGGCUUUGCGUCGCCAAGCUGCUUCAAUUAUUACAGAAACUGAAGCUCUUGCAAGGAACUUCAGCUGAGGCAGAGUUAUCGAUCCUGGGUGGUGUGUGGACAUCUGUGACUCAGUUCUUUACCGGAGAGAACCAGGAGGAGAAACAAAAACGCAACUUGGAUGUGGCUUGCAACAUUCUGAAGUUGUUGCACGAGAGGAUUGGAGAGAUUCGAUCCAAACAAGAUCUUUGGAUUCCUGCACGGGACGGAGUUCUACGACAAGCCGGUGAGCUGUUCGUGCAUGAUAUGCCCUGGACCUCGCUACAUCCCGACGGGUUUCAUCUUCUUCACCGAAAUGUCCCAGAAGGCAUUGCCCGCGACUUUGGGGUCGAACCGAACAGCCUGUUGAUGCUGAGGAUGUUGAGAAAGGAUCCAUCAGGCCUUGAGGCAACAGACCCUGACCUGGACAUGCAACGACUGCGAACUUUCCAGAGCGAGCACAAGCAGAGCCAGGAGAGGCAGGAGAAGUCCCUUGCUGCCGUCUUGGAACUAUUCCUCGAAAUGGCAAACUCCGCAGGGGCUUCAAAGGUGCGCUUCACGUUGGAUUGGAGGCUGCACGAGGAUAAGUCCCUCCUGACAAAAAACAUGGAGAGGCUGCAAGGUCCGGCAAUACACGUUGUUUUUGAUGCAGCUCUGGGAAAGAAAGAGUGGAAAGGCUUGAGGAAUCUGGAGAGAAAGUGGGCACAACUCUUCGCCUUUUCGGAUGUGAUCUCUGUUGUGAGCAGAGAAACUGCAGUUUUCCUCGACCCAUUCCAGAUCUACCUGAAAGGCUUGCUGGAACAUUCGGAUGCAUUUUGGCUGGCUUUGUCUUCGAAGGAUUUGAGCAAAAAAUGGCCUGACCAAUUCAAACCCUUUGAGGCAGGACUUGAGAAUCUCUUCUCGGGUGAAACAAAAGCGACUGUGGUGCGCUUGCCUUUGAGAGAUGCUUUCGGUAAGUCUAUGGUGGAGCUCGAGAAGUUCAAACAUUUCCUUCACGCAGAAGUGAAGAGUGUCACUUCCUAUGAGAACUGGCUUCUUUUCACUGAGAAAAGGUUGAAGAAGAUUCUGAUCCACGAGAUUUCUGACAAAGAAUCUUCAAACAUCAAUCCUCGCUUUGAUGAUCUUUAUAUCCUAUCCAGUGAAGUGGUGGCUCAGGAGUCACAUGUGAGCGACGCUCUCAGUCAGCCUGGAAUCACCAGCCAAAUCGAGAAGCGUUUCUUGCAGCUUGGGACGAGCAAGACUGAGUGGCUGGUUGGCUGGCGAAACUCAGUGGCAGUUGCUUGCCAGCGGGGCAAGCAUGACCCGAUUGCACCCAGUGUAGGCACAACUGCUCGCUUGAGGGCUCAGAAUCCAGAAGUCUUUCCGGGUGCUCAUGUCUUUGGGCUGGAGCCACUGCAGCUACAACACAUGGCGACUGGGAACGCGAGCCACGAAGAGAUUGAGCAGUUGGCCGAUCUUGCCGUGGACCUUGUACUCCAUGUUUGGGCAACGGAGCAUCGCUUUCUGGGAGAUCUCCUUCCUGUAGAGCAGCCACCGCACCAUCAUUCAGGAGUUGCCAGGUGUUUCUCCAAGGCUUUGAUCAACCGCUUCAAUGUUCAGGGCUACAAGAUCGACAAAUGCCACUCAGCACCCUGCCCAGAGAUGUUUAUAGUUGAUCCUGCGUUUCAGGGCUGGCUGGCAUCAGAGCUCCAAGUUGUGGUACUACCACAGAAGUUGAGAGCGCUCCUUGCCCAAGCAGCCAGUUUGAACAUCAGACACCCACCUGUUGCUCAUGUCCUGCAAGGCUUUGCUCGGCUUCCUCCGAGGCAUGCACAUAUUGCUUGCAGAUGGCUCUUUCAAGGCUUUCCGGACGCCAAACAGAUCUUGGCAAGCUCGUUUCGAGGGUCGGUGUAUCUUCUGCAAAGGGAGGACUCAAAGUACGACAACUUCGAGGGCUGGACCUGGUACUUCGAUGAAGUUGAGAAGAACAAGGAAAACUUUUGGCGCAAACUGAUCCAUUCACCGGAACCUGCCCACAAUGUGGUCAAACCCAGUGAGCUUGCCAAGAAGCAUUUUGAUCAGUCCUUGGGAGUACUUGACCCACGGAAGAUUGAAGAUUUGGCCAAAUGUCCCACUGAUGUGAAUAUGCCAUACUUUUGGCGGCUGUUCAAAGAAACGGCUUAUGAAAAGCAAGAGCAUCAGCUGGGACUUUUGAAAGGGAAAUUCAAUGUUCAAGUCCUUCACCUUGGUCGAAGAACAUCUGUUCUGCUCGAGGAGCAUUGCGCCCUCAAAGACAACGUCCCUUCCGCUGAGGCUUUGGUGGCCAUUGGUUGCUACAUCGCAGUCGAUCCGGUGCCGGCGCCCUUUGCUGGGAACAAGCCCUUGGACGUUGCAAAGCACUUGCAAGUCCUCCGGGCCAAGAGCGUCCUUAAGGUGGAGAACGCGGAAGCUCGACACAAGGAUGCGCUGUGCAAGCGCUUCUUGGAUGAUUCGAUGGAGGAAGCGGUGCUGAAGGUGUUUGUGGACCUGCCGAUUGUCAAGGGAGAGAGCGCGUAUUUGACCUUGCGUCAAUUUUGCACCGUGCAGAGCAGCAGGCUGGCCAAUGCUUGCCGAAGUUCCGGCCUGCAGGUCUUGGAUUCAGAUGAUGUCCGAUGCAAAGCUCUCAAGAAGGUUCUUCCGCAAGCUGAAGUCCUUCCAGGCAACCUUCUCCAGAAACACGAAGAGCACUUGCGAAGACGCGCUGCUGGCGCCAACAUGGAGAUCCUUUUGGCAGCGUUGGAUGCUGCUCGAGGAAAUGAGAACCAGAUCCAGAUCAUCAUGCACUGCCCACUGCUUCCAAACGGGCGUACGAUGGAAAGUUGCUGGAGGCCCACUGAUCCUUUGGCCAAGUGGCUCGGAGCUUUGGAUGCUGGUCUUGAAGGCUUUCUGAAGACCGCCAUGCAGCUGCCAGAGGUGAAAAAACGGCUGAAGUCGACGCUGAAAGCAUCCUGCUUGUUGGAAUUGCUUCAGGUUUUCAGGCCGAAGGAGAAAAUUGGAGGAAGUCCUGACAAGGCCAACAAGUGGACAGAUGCCCUUCUCAACACCUUGUCAAAGAUGGAAGUCAGCGAGUUGAACAAACUGCACGGCACAUCCAGCGGCUUUUCCAACCUGCCGGUCUUCUUUUUGAAUGGGGAUUGGAGACGCAGCUGCGAUGUUUUCCUGCCAAAGUUCCAGGAGAUCUUGUUUUGGACCAAGGCGCCGGUGCUGAAUGUAUCUGUGACCCACGAAGUUGGCCGCCUGUUUGCAGAGCGACCGCCACUGCCACUAGUGGUAGAACACCUUUGCAAGAUGGUAGAAGGAUACGCAGACUUCAAAGUGGAACGCCAAGAUCAGGUACUUGAAUGA
Messenger RNA from Durusdinium trenchii, 6729 nucleotides. The record is from the annotation of a GenBank genome assembly. Lineage: Eukaryota; Dinophyceae; Suessiales; Symbiodiniaceae.